Messenger RNA from Thamnophis elegans (Western terrestrial garter snake), 3849 nucleotides. RefSeq names its product elongation factor 2-like. Gene Ontology annotation, cellular component: cytosol; ribonucleoprotein complex. The transcript has 15 exons. NCBI's taxonomy places the organism in Eukaryota, Metazoa, Chordata, Lepidosauria, Squamata, Natricidae. The record is from RefSeq and is a predicted model, not a curated record. Bases 268 to 2847 code for a protein of 859 amino acids. Gene Ontology annotation, biological process: translational elongation. Gene Ontology annotation, molecular function: GTP binding; GTPase activity; ribosome binding.
GCGCGUCGCCUCCCUCCCUUCCAGAGCCCGAGCUGCAGACCAUAGACUGCAAAUCUGCAUGCCAGAGGGUCUCCCUAACCCCCCCCCUCCGCCUUUAUUGUGUCCGCUCUAGGAUUCCCCCGCCCCGCACCCAUUUGUAGUCUUGGCCUUUUUUUUUUUUUCUUUAUCCCUCCUUCUCCUCUCUUCGGCUCUCUCUGACCUCCGCGGUCUGAGGCGGCGGCGGCGGUUUCUGAGGCGGCGCGGGGCAAUCUAGAACCAUCCGCCAAAAUGGUGAAUUUUACAGUAGAACAGAUCCGAGCGAUCAUGGACAAAAAAUCCAACAUCAGAAACAUGUCGGUGAUCGCUCAUGUUGAUCAUGGCAAGUCCACGCUUACAGAUUCCUUAGUGUGUAAAGCGGGUAUCAUCGCUUCUGCCAGGGCUGGUGAAACACGAUUUACUGACACACGGAAAGACGAGCAGGAAAGGUGCAUCACAAUCAAAUCUACGGCCAUUUCUCUCUACUAUGAGCUCUCAGAAAACGAUUUGGCCUUUAUCAGGCAAUCCAAAGAUGGCUCCGGUUUCCUCAUUAAUUUAAUCGACUCCCCUGGGCAUGUGGAUUUCUCCUCCGAAGUCACAGCAGCUCUUCGCGUCACUGAUGGAGCUCUUGUAGUCGUUGACUGUGUUUCAGGGGUUUGCGUGCAGACGGAGACUGUGCUUCGCCAGGCAAUUGCUGAGCGCAUCAAACCCGUCCUGAUGAUGAACAAGAUGGACCGGGCUCUGCUGGAACUGCAGUUAGAACCCGAGGAGCUUUACCAGACCUUCCAGCGCAUUGUGGAAAACGUCAAUGUUAUCAUUUCUACUUACGGAGAGGGUGAAACUGGACCCAUGGGUAAUAUUAUGAUCGACCCCGUCAUCGGUACUGUUGGCUUUGGCUCUGGCUUGCACGGUUGGGCGUUCACCUUGAAGCAGUUUGCCGAGAUGUACGUGGCCAAAUUUGCAGCCAGAGGAGAAAAGGCCCAGCUCUCCGCAACUGACAGGGCCAAGAAAGUGGAAGACAUGAUGAAGAAGCUGUGGGGAGACAAGUAUUUUGACCCGGCAACAGGGAAAUUCAGCAAAUCCGCAGCUGACCCUGAUGGAAAGAAGUUGCCACGUACUUUCUGCCAACUUAUCCUGGAUCCCAUUUUUAAGGUCUUCGAUGCCCUCAUGAACUUCAAGAAAGACGAAACGUCCAAGCUGAUAGAAAAACUGGACAUCAAGCUAGACACGGAAGAUCGAGAGAAAGAAGGAAAGCCGCUUCUCAAGGCCGUUAUGCGUCGCUGGUUACCUGCUGGAGAGGCUUUACUUCAGAUGAUCACCAUUCACCUGCCCUCCCCUGUGACUGCUCAGAAGUACCGCUGUGAGCUUCUGUACGAGGGGCCACCUGACGAUGAAGCUGCCAUGGGGGUUAAAAACUGUGACCCAAAGGGCCCUCUGAUGAUGUACAUCUCAAAAAUGGUACCCACGUCAGACAAAGGCCGCUUCUAUGCCUUCGGGAGGGUCUUCUCGGGCAUAGUUUCCACCGGCCAGAAGGUGCGGAUUAUGGGACCCAACUAUACCCCUGGAAAGAAGGAAGACCUCUACUUGAAGCCUAUUCAGAGAACCAUUUUGAUGAUGGGUCGUUACGUUGAGCCCAUUGAGGAUGUCCCUUGUGGCAACAUUGUUGGCCUGGUUGGUGUCGAUCAGUUUUUGGUGAAGACGGGCACCAUUACCACCUUUGAACACGCCCACAACAUGAGAGUGAUGAAGUUUAGCGUUAGCCCAGUGGUGCGCGUUGCGGUUGAAGCCAAAAACCCCGCCGACCUACCAAAGCUAGUGGAGGGCCUAAAGCGCCUUGCCAAGUCUGACCCCAUGGUGCAGUGCAUUAUUGAGGAAUCUGGGGAACACAUCAUUGCUGGCGCUGGAGAGCUGCACUUGGAGAUCUGCCUGAAAGAUCUGGAGGAAGACCACGCCUGCAUUCCAAUCAAGAAAUCCGACCCAGUAGUAUCUUAUCGGGAGACGGUCUGCGAAGAAUCGAACCAGUUGUGUUUAUCCAAAUCGCCUAACAAGCACAACAGGCUUUAUAUGAAAGCCCGCCCUUUCCCUGACGGAUUGGCAGAAGACAUAGACAAAGGAGACGUUAGUUCCCGCCAAGAGCUGAAGCAGCGAGCUCGCUAUCUGGCCGAGAAGUACGAGUGGGAUGUUUCUGAAGCCCGGAAGAUCUGGUGCUUCGGACCCGACGGGACGGGGCCUAAUAUUUUGGUGGACAUCACCAAGGGCGUCCAGUAUCUCAAUGAAAUCAAAGAUAGCGUCGUGGCUGGUUUCCAGUGGGCCACUAAGGAGGGCGUUUUGUGCGAAGAGAACAUGAGAGGGGUCCGUUUUGACAUUCAAGACGUGACCCUCCACGCCGAUGCGAUCCAUCGUGGAGGAGGACAAAUCAUCCCGACUGCCAGGAGGGUCUUAUAUGCUUCUGCCUUGACUGCCCAGCCUCGUCUGAUGGAGCCCAUCUAUCUUGUCGAGAUUCAGUGUCCAGAACAGGUGGUUGGGGGCAUCUACGGUGUCCUGAACCGGAAACGUGGCCAUGUUUUUGAGGAGUCUCAGGUAGCCGGGACCCCGAUGUUUGUGGUCAAAGCGUAUCUUCCGGUGAACGAGUCUUUUGGUUUCACAGCUGAUCUGAGAUCCAACACCGGUGGCCAGGCUUUCCCGCAGUGCGUCUUCGACCACUGGCAGAUCUUACCCGGAGACCCUUACGAUGCCAAUUCACGCCCUUUCCAAGUGGUGGCCGAAACCCGUAAACGCAAAGGCUUGAAGGAAGGCAUCCCACCCCUAGACAACUUCCUGGACAAAUUGUAACGGCUUCCUCACUCAACGCGGGCGAGGAGCGUCUUACGACAACACCCAACAAACUCCACCGUGGAAUCGGGAUUGCUUCACCAAAAUGCGAAAGGAAGAGACGAGAAAACCGGACAACCCGAAAUGAAGAAAGACACAAAAAAAACCAGCCUCUAGCAAUUAUGUCAUGCUCACAUAAUGAGAAAUAAAAAGUGUGUUGUUGAAUAGAACGAUCGAGUCGGGUUUUUAUUUUCCUCUGGAAACAAGACCGGUUCAGCUCGAUGGGUUUCGGUUUUUUUUUUUUUACGGCAAGGAUUUCUGAGACAGGUCAAUUUACAUAUCAAGCUCAGUUUAUGCAGAUUCAGUGGCUUUUUAGGCCGACCCGGUAUGUAGCGUCUCUUGCUUCACACACAAAAUGCUGCUUCUAAAGGUUUGGAGAACAGUUUGCCGAAACAAUCCAGCGUGGCAUUUAAAAACAAAAAAAAGUUCCAUGUGUUUAAUUGCAUCGCUUAAUAAAAAGAGUAUGGCUUAAAAACCUUUUUUUUUUUUUGACUGAGUCAGAAUCCUGAAACUCAGCUCUGAACCAGAGGAAAUUUUUCAAGAGACGCGCCCUGAGUUUUAGUGAAUCUCUCCGGGAUCUUUCGAAUUUACAGCACAGCAAGAGGAAAACUACGACGGGGGUGGGUGGAGGGGGGGUGGGGAGUCCUUCCGAACAGCACUGAAAAGAAAAUCUCAAAAGUAAAGGUAUUAUUUCCUUUAAACUUGAAAGAUAGAAAGAAUCGGAUCGCUUUUAAUCGAUAACCAAAAAAUCAGCAGAUACGUGGAGAUCAACGAAACGCAAGCGAAAAAUUCUUUCGGGUGGCCGUAACGAUACAAACCAAGUGUCGUUUGGGAUAGGACAGCCAAAGGGAAAAUCAUUAUCAGGUAUGCCUGGCCCAGAUAACUCUAAAAAAUAUUAAGACUUUGUUAAGGGGAGCAAAAGAUGGACCCGGCAAUGCAAGGUUAAGAACACUGUUAGAUAAU